Messenger RNA from Amoebophrya sp. A120, 9955 nucleotides. Lineage: Eukaryota; Dinophyceae; Syndiniales; Amoebophryaceae. The record is from the annotation of a GenBank genome assembly.
AUGGAGAAUGUCCUCAGUGUCGCCGCUGGGGACAAGAGCGCAACGGUGUUCAGCAGUGAAGAACUCCGCGACUUUCUGCGCGUUGUGAGGAAAAAGGACGGGCUUGUCAGCCUAAGGGGGUCGGUACUGAUGGAGAAAAUCAUCCUUCCGUCUUCAUUGGAACCGCAAACAGCAGACGAGUCCUCUUCGUCGUUCCGCGUCACUGUCGACCCGACAAGCGCCAAGCACUGGCAGCUUCAGCUCUUACGGUUUCCGACGAGCAGCGGCAGCCGGGCGGCGGACGUGCACACUAGCCACACGCUGGGGACGCGGUUCGCGCAAAACUUGAAGAUCGUGAUGGAUCGCUUGGACGAGGAGGAAACCGGACGCGGGGGCGAAAUGCGCCGGCAGCGGGAGAGGCGGCGCAACUACGUGCGGCAAAGUCUCCAGAAAUUUGUGCUGGACAACGCGAAGUUGACGACCGAAACGGUGCCUUCCUUCCUCUACUUCGACCGCAACACGAUGCCGGUUUCGCCGCUGGCCGCGAUGCCCAUCACGGUGCCCCAGUUUCUGAAACUGCGCACGGAGUGCGUGCCGCAAACCGACGAAGAUCGAGCGUUGUUGCAGUUAGCUUGUCGUGUCGCCGAGAAGCUCGCAGCGAAGGAGCGCAUGCGGCGCUACGUGAGGAAUGAGAAAGCGUUCAUGGCGCCAGCUUCGGCGAGCGCAACAACGGUGAUGUCACCUGAUUCACCGGCGUCUCCGGCGGGGAUGAACGGAUCGUCGUCUUUCCCGAUGUUGAACACCAGGCAACAAGAAAGCGACGCCAUCGCUUUUCCGGACUUCGAUGAAGUUUCGUCGGAAGAAGGAGACCGGUGGUUCGAAGCGGAAGUGAACAAACCGGUGGAAGUGCCGGCCGAGAAACUUGCCAAAUUUGUUGAGGACGGCACGACGAACAACUACGUGGCGCAGGUGCGGCUAAAAUUGGAGAUGGCCGCCCGAAUCCUGGCGCAAGAAAUCGUCCUCCGCGGUGAGUAUCCGCUUGUCAUGGAACCGCUCGUGGAGGACUUGCGCCUGUUCGAGCACGUGGAACACCGCGUGGCUGAAAUGGAAAUGACCACCGUCCCUCUAGAGCGAGCGAUUGCCGCGCAGUCACUGCCGGACUUGGAGAAGGCGAUCGGCACGUUUCCGCCGCCCAAGAAAACACAGCUCCGCAGCUCCCUCCCCGCGGGGACACUGGAAUUGCUGGCGAAGGCAGAAUCUUUACGGAACUCCCUCGCUUUGAAGAGGAAGCUGCGCGGCCCGGCGGGGAAGACGCCGGAAGAUGACAAAAAGAGUAAAUCACCGGGGAAAAUAAAAAUAAACAAGCAGCAAGUGAUCCAAGGCUCAUCUUCGUCUCCUACGAAGUUGCCCCCCUCGUUCAUUCCCGUAUUUGCCGGUGCGGGGCCGGAUCAGGCCUCGGGCUUGCAACCCUUUGAGGAGUUGGACAAGAAGUCGCUGCAGCAGCUGCGUAACGAGCACACCCGGUACCGGUCCAGCGAGUUCGACAUCUCCUCCCGGGUCGAGAACAGCCGUGAACUAGCCGCGAGCGGCGUGCGCGACGCGCCGUUCGAGGAAAAUGAGUUUUUGACCGAGCUGCAAAACGACGAGCUGCUACCGAUUCUCGGUAGCAGCUCGCUAGCUGCCUCUCCGGUUAGCCCGAAGGUGGCGAAGGCCCGCAUCGCAGACUUUUUUCACCAGCGUGACGCAGACGCACUGGAAGACCUGCGCAACAACAAAAACUUUUCCAUCGAGUCGCGGGUUGAGGCGGAGCACCUGAGUGCCGUGUUGACAGCGACGAGCCGCGCGCUCAAAGUGAAGUAUGUGAAGGACAUCGCUUCGCAGGACGAAAUACUUCUGGAGAAAACCAAGGCGGAGAAGAACGUGGCGCCGGAAGUCGUGGCGUUUUGUGACCGCGGACUGCGCCACAUUUUUGCGAUCAAAAAGCGGGAAGAGACCAGUCAGAAACUGAAGGACUUCGGCGCCGUGCGGAAGCUCUACCAGGCUCGUAGCCUGGAGCUUGCAGGCACAACGUCCAAGCUCGGGGCCGCAGGAAUGAGCGCAAGUUCUUCUACUAGCAGAAGUAGGCCGCCAAACACGUCUAACGAACGAGCCGACGCGUUCACGAAGUUGGAAAACGAAAAGUUGCAGGAUUUGCGCACGUACUUGCGCGACCUCCGACGGACACUCAACCGCAACUCCGCAUCGGGGUCAAAUCUCGCAGCUAUGGGUGGUGGAACAACUUCUGCAGGAUCACCAGCAGGGGGAACCCCCUUCAGCCCCAUCGAGGGGACGGCAAGUUUGCAGCGCAGUGUUUCAUCGUCCGCGGGAUCGGAGAAGUCCUUGGAGGAAGAAAAAACUGUACGGCAAGCGGAGCAGGCUCUGUUGCAAAAGGUCAUCGACACGGAGGCACAACUGGCUAGUUAUGCCAAGCACACACUGAGCUUGACGGCGAUCCUCCAAGACGUGCGGGACAAAUCGAAAACGAACGACGCAAAAGAGUUGGAGAAGAUUCUACACCGACUUGAGCGACAAGUGGUUUUGUGCAACGAGACAAGGUUCUUCCGCUCGGACAGCGAGAAUUUUGACCUUCCGGAGGUGGCCGAAGGGCCAAAAGUCGCAACGCGGCCAGGGUUGAAGGGCAAAAUGAUGAAUAAGGGUCCUCGUGAUGUAGAUGUCCCCUCGACAGGGGCGCUCGCUGGGCCAGGGGAAUUGCAGAUAGAUGAGGACGAGAGGAUGUUUUCUUUGGAUCAGGAGAAUGCAAGCGAUGGGGAAAAUGAGAACAGCAGCAAGGCGCCUUCUCCGGGGGAAGUCAUGGACUUGAUGAGCAGCAUGAAUUUGCUCGACACUGCGCGGUCUUCACCCAUUGGUGCAGAGAGUAAGAAGUUGCAAGAAGGCCAGCACCAGGCAAUGCUAGAAGAAGACUUGUUCCGGAGCGGGAGCAGUAACACUACGAGCAACUUCGAAAACCUGCACGGGCAUCUGCUGUCACCGCAGUCAGAAGAAGCAUGGGGUGUACUGGAGCAAACCGACCAUCCGCUCCUGCUGGAAGCCAAAGACGCGGUCGUUUUACUCCGGCAGAAAAUCAACUUUGUCUCUUUGAUGCUGCGCGGAGACAGUGCGCGUGUACAGGCGCUGGUGGACCAGAUAGAAGAGAAUGCGAACAACGAGGCCAAUCGUGAUGCUGGCGCAAAGAAAACUUCUGUUGCUGCGUCCUCACCAGCAGACAAACAUACGCUUUCUUCGCAAAGCAGUCUGGCCAUCGGUCUUGCUGUUGAAGAUAUGGAGCGCGCGAAGAGCUUCCUGGAGAAGGAAAAGGUCGCUAAACAGACAAAAAAUCUGGACCAGCAGGUAAUGCGCAGGCUGGAAAACGCUAUGGCGACACAGGAUGCGUCGUUGGUCACAGCACUGAUUGCAAGCCAGAAGUUGAAGCCGGUCGAUUUACUUGUUGCGAAUAAUUUUCUUCGCAAACACGAGGAGUCCUGUGCGCACCUGCUCAGUUCCGUGGAAGCGACAAAGAGAGAACUAGACCUGCAGAAUGGAAAUAUUGUGUCCCGAGAGGUUUUGCUGAAGCACGCAAGGGCGCUGGGAGAGUACCGGAAAAUGGCGGCCCAGCUUGGGCUAGAAGACGGCGGUGCUCUUCAUGCUGUAAACCACGAACACGGGAGCAGUCCAGAGAACAGCGAAGUGGAUGCGCUUCUCGGUAUACCGCCUUCGGAUCAACGGGUUCCGGUUUUUGCCGAAGGAAAAGUGAAGCUGGCGACCCUGUUGGAUGCCUGCGAACUUUCGAUCGCGGAAUUGGAGCAGGAACGACUGGAAGCAGCCGCGGCUGCCGAAGAGCAGCAGCGCUUUGCUGCGAUGGCGAAAUCCGACGAAGAGGACGCAGCGGUGCCACCCCCGGAUGCUGUAGACGCAGGCGGACCGCCGGCCGCCCCGUCCGCGGCAGAACAGCUGCAGCACUCUAGUCGGGCUUCCGCUCCUGCGGUUGCGCCUUUUGAGAAGGCAGACGUUUCUGCAGACACAGAGGAGGAGCAGGCAAGAUUGCAAGGGCCACCAAUAGGCCCGUCAGGGUCCUCUCCUGGCAUGGGUGGCAGUCUCGUUUCCGACGGAAGCCUCUUCGACCUUUCCCCCGUCGCGCAGGCAUCCGCUCGAGCCGCACGCGCCGCAUCGGUCGGAGCGAAGCAAGAAGUUCUGGUCGGGUCUACUAGCGCAACUACGCAGGACGUCGUCGACAAGCCCGAAAUAGAAGUUGCUGUCAGCCCGCCCAAGCCAACGACGCCCGCUUCUGUGGGUCGGGACUUCAUCGCCGCGGAUAAGGAUCUUCCGGGUGGUCCUCGUCCUCGGGACGUCAUCGCGGAUGACCUAGGACUCACCGACAGCCCCGAUUCGCCUCCGCAUGACCUCGAGGCCGUGCCCUACCAAGCGGUAGAAGACCAGGACCAAGAACCGCUUUCCUCCCCACGGUCUACCCUCGAGCAGGUGAUUCUCUUUCUGGCCCAACGCGAUCCCAAUGACAGGGCGGGGCUGGAAGCCGCGACCCGGAAGUACGAGAGUCUUCCGCGGUCGAUGCAAGUGCUGGACGCGGACCUGGAACGCAUAAAGAAGGAGUCUAUCUCUAUCACCCCGAGGUGGAAAGUUGGUGGAAAUAAAGGUCUUCUUGGUCCUCGUGGUGCAGCAAUGACCGUCGGCGGCGCAAGAGGAGUUGUACCGUCAGCGGCCGUAUCCUGUGCAAAUGUGCCUAGGGGGUAGGAAAAUCCAAAAUUCUUAGGCUGAUAAAAAUACAGCUUUUUUUGCAUUUCUGACAUUUGUGUUGCGAAAAAUAGUGCGCAUUUGCGCACUCCGAAUGUGUGCGUUAUGUUGCACUUUUUGACACGACUUUCGCGACACUCGUGUCGCACUUUUUGACGUCGACGGUCACGCGGAUGAAGACGAUCACGCGGAUGCAUCAGGAGGUCGUGACUUCUGGUGCUGGUGCGAGGAGCCCACCUGCAAUUGCUGCACAAAACGCUCGAACGCCCGGCCGCGACUAGCACGCGGAGGUCGCGAAGUUGACGCUGAUCACGAUCAUGCUGACGGCCGCUGCAGCUGCUUUUUUUGAUUAAAGUAUAAGCCAACUACACCUGUAGGAUAACGAUAAACGACGAUGAUGCUAAAUACAACACACUACCAGACCAAGAAGAGCAGUCACUUAUUUAUUUAAGCAGACCGACGGGCUGCUAGCUAGCCAACUAGCUAGGGAGCUAGCUAUCGGACGAAGGCCUUUGUAUGUAGCUACUACCUAUUAUAUCGGUCCGCAAACUUAUUGUCGGUGAGACUAGUAGCUACGUUCUUUAUAUUUAGUAGGUGCGUCAGCUGCUCCUAUUGCUACAACUACACUUUCUGCUGGCGCGCACGAUCUAGAAUGAAUAGAAGCGCAAGGGUCGUCAGUAGCAUAUAGGCAGAGAUAGACUCCAGCCACCUGUGAUCUAGCUCAAUAAAAUUCCGAAUGCAGUUGUAGUGCAAAACAAGAAGUAGAAGAACAAGAAGACGCGCCAUUAUUUCGGGCAUGAAGAAGAGAUCAUCCACACGCCCAGUUCUUCACUAUCCUCGUUUCGGGCACCAGGUGGUGCCCGGAACGAAGAUAGUGAAGCACUUGGCGCGUGGAUGAUCUCUUCUUUUGCUAUUAUUUGCAGCUGUAGCUGGCACUGCAGCAAUGACAUCCAGCAGCUAUCAAGGAGGUCGGUUCUCAGAUCUGUCAUCGAAAUAAUGCUGGAAAUGCUGCAGAUAAUUCUAUUAGUAGAUCGCGCUGACCUAUCGCUACGUAAAAGAAAUCGAUAGUGACUAUAGUAAUUUAAUUAGCUAGAUCAUCAGCAUGCUAUCUAGUCUUAAUUAUAAGGACCCUUGCGCUUCUUAGUAGACGUAUAAUAGCUUCGAGCAGGUAGAUGAGGAGGAGUCUUGUUCUUACCUUCGGCACCAGCUUCGGCACCAGCUUCGGCACCAGCUUCGGCACCAGCUUCGGCACCAGCUUCGGCACCACCUUCGCCACCAACUUCACCACCAACAUCAACACCGGCUUUUUUGCACCUUCUUCAUAACAUUUUUUUUGUUUACCCUACCCCCUAGGCACAUUUGCACAGGAUAGGCCGAUGCACAGGAGAUGCAGGUACAGGACGUGGUCCUAGGUGCAGGUGUGAAGAAACCUGAAGGUGGUCCAUCUGCCGAAGUAGAAGCUGCAGACCAAGCUUCCUCUUCCUCAUCGAGUGCCACCACUUCGGAGGAAGAGAAUCAACAGCAGCAAAGCAGCCAAUCGGAUGAGGCCGGAGGAGGUCGUCCCUCAGGCGGCCAGCCGUCUGCUACUGCUGAACAAACAUCGAGCUCCUCCGCUGCCGAUGGGGAGAGCAUCGCAGCUUCAGAGGUCUGGGCCAAGAACAACAGCAAGGCAAAUGCGAUCGAGAACAAAGUAGAAAAAGAAAAUAACGGUAUGAGCAAAAUCAGCGCAGAUGAAACGACUAGUCGGCAAGAUAUCAACACGCCGGGAGCUGCGUUCCCGUCGUCUCCAACGGAGCAUGUUCCUCUGUUGCGUUCUCCGGGGGAACAAAACGCCGCUGCUCGAGAAGUACGAGUAGAUGAGGAGGACAGCGCGAGCUUCAGCAGUCCGGACGCGUCGUCUCCUGGGCGAGAUGAUGCUGCUGCUGCUUCACCCGCCGGCGCUCCCAGAGGAGGUGUAGUCGAAGUUACAGCAGCGGAAGUGCUUCCAGCUUCCCAGGAGGAGAUUGCAGCUGCAACUGAAAGAGAUAAGCAAGCUGCGGUGGAUGUGCUGCAGCAGUCUAUUCCUUCCAUGGGCGGGCGGUCCUUCAGUCACGCCUCGUCUGUAGUGCGUGCGGACGCUGAGGACGCCCGGAUUCUGAACGGUGUGCAGGGGGAGGACAAACAAGCGGUGGGGUCCGUGCUGGCGUCUCUCCGGGAUUCGUGCAAGCAGCAGGACCCGGACCAGCUCCGGAAGUCGCUGCAGACCAUGCAAUCGCUGCCGGAAGCCGUUCUCACGGAGAUUCCGGAAGACCGGAAAACCAACUACAAGAAAAAGCUACGCCGGUUCGAGGCGGUAGAGUCCUUAAGAUACAGCAUGCAGCAGGAGAAUGUGCACAUUAUCGCCUUGCAAACCGCGAUCUUAAUGGCGGAGCGCACCGCGGUAGAGAAAGAAGAGCUGGACAAGGCAAAGAAAGUGCUGGAACUUGCAAAAGCUGUGAAAGACGAAAACUCGGCGAACAUCCGCAAAUGUCUGGACAAAGGUAGUGAAAGAACUCCGUAUAAGACUUUUACGUCUGGCGUCCUGAUGUCUGAUGUCUUAUCCACCUCUCGUACGGUAGAUCUACGCGUCAAUUACAUACAGUAGGUAAGGCUGCUCUUCGAUCGCACCACGGAUUAACAAGAUGAGGUCACUCAAAGCAAACUAUGUAGGAAUUAUAGUUCCACCAAGUCUCACACUCACUUCUCAGGGCCGUGCUCCAAUCCGCACCUCAUCGCGCAGGCGGAAGCGGUGCUUGCCAGAGUGCCAACACCGGCACCCUCGCCGCAAGGCACAGAGCAAGCGACCGCGCGGCCCGCGACCACCGCGGCAGAGGUUGCACCACCAACCGUCGAUGCAGACCAGGAGGAGAAUUUGGCGUCUGCUUCGGAGGAUGCCGAACAAACAGAAACACUAGAAGACAACACGCCCAUUUCGCAAGCAAAUGAGGCAGGCGAGCAUUUGGUAUCGAUGCAGUUUUUUGCUUUCUCCAAGGUUUUUGAUUUUGUGUGACCAAACAUGAACGAGAUUAGAAAUUAGCACAUGCACCUCGACAACGCUCAAGAGAAAUACAAAGUAGCCGGGGUUCUACUAGGCUGGAUUACGAUGGUUAUCCUGAGGAGUAAAUGGUCUGGAAAAAAUACAAAAAAAAAUGUUUUUUGCCGCAGUCGCGUUUUUAGCAGAGCAAUUCUGACCACCCCUCCUUUCAUUCGUUUGACAGAUACAAUGGGAGUUUUAGCGUUUAUGUUCCUGGUGUCGACGUUCCCGCUUGGGCAACUCCACCAGUCGAACAGAGUAGGCCGGUAGGGUCACUGAUGGUAAACGCAUGAUCGUAGGACGAAGUAUCGAUGACUCUGUAAUCCCUAUGGAUGACAUGUAGUCUAGAAUCUGAAUCUAAACGAUCACUCUCCAAGGCUGCGGCGCCGGCGCCAACUAUCGGGACCAGGAUGCAGCUGCGAUAGGCAACUAUCAGACGCCACACUCCCAGUAGACUGCGAGUCUGCAACUUUUUCGUAUUCUCAUAAAACUAGUACAAGGGGGCGGGGGGAUCGAGUAGUUUUAUCCUACAAGUCAAACAACAUGAUUAUCGCUAGGUAUGGGAAUGUCCCACGUGCAGCUUCCACAAUCUGCACCUCCUCGCGACCUGUGACAUGUGCGGGCAGCGUCGACCGUUCGGGACGGAGUUGCGCAGGGCAAACUUGGGCGUACUGACUGUGCUUUUCUAUUUAAGGACUGACUUUUCUCGAUGGAGAUCAUUUAGUUCUGUUGCUUGUUUCUUCAUCCUGGCUCCCGGUUUUAUAUCAAAAUGGGACGAAAAAUGAAAAUCAAAACCGUUUUACUAGCUUGCGGAAGAAUGGAGCGGUGCUCAAGAGCAGGAACAGCAGCAGGAUCACCGCGGAGCAGCGCGUGCGCGUUCCCCCGUACCACCUCCGCAGCACCUCAUUUGCCCCAUGUGCGGCACGCGCAAUCCUCCCACGGUUGACAAUUGCCAGGCCUGCACCUUUUCGCUGGCGGAGCAGCGAGCUGCUUUGCACGCACAGCAGGUGGCGAGUAGCAGGUAUCUUACAGACGAGUUUUCUUUGUUGUGCGUCAUAAAUAUCGUUGACACAGUCAGACUUGGAGAUUAUCUUCAUGCAAGGUGUUUAUUGUAAUGUGCCCCAUCGAAUAUCGAAAAAUGAUAAACACCAGCUCUGCCCGGCCGCCCCAACCACCGCAGCAAAUCCGGGGCCCCGGCGGCGGCAGCUACCCCGUUAUGGCGCGACCAGUUCCGGGACACGAACCGCCGCCGUUCCGUCCGCACCAAACCGUGGUGGCUAAAAUGAAGAUGAAGUGGAACAAGAGACUCACGCAAAUGAACCCCAAGCAGACUGGGAGUGCCUUCAAAGUCGAGCGUGGCAACACGGGGAUCGUCGUCAGUCUGCACCCGCUGCGAGUGAGAUGGGAGCUGGGCGGGGGGAAAGUUUCUCCCCCCGGCUUGGUGUCGGUGGAGCAGGUAGAGGACGCGGCCACGUCGGAAAUUACCCAGCUGAUGUCAACUCCGGCACCGAAAAGAAAAAGCUUACUGGCGAAGCUUUUUGCAUCCGCGAAGUAGGACAGAGAUAUGUUUAUGUUGAGUAACGUCCGAGUUGUGUGUAGACGUACUAGGGUGGCAAUGGGUGUUGAAAAGCAAUCAAGGAGCAGCAAGAACUCUGUCACUCAUUUUCCAACUGGAUUCACCUUGAAAGAGAAAGCUCACUAGAUAUGCAGAAACAGAAAUAGAAAGCAGGAGAAAGAUUUGAGAUUCAUCAACUAGAGAUUUCUAAGAGCAAUAGAAAGCUCGCAACAACACAAAAUUCCAAUUCUAAAUCUAAAAGCGACAUAAAGAAGAGAAGAAUGGUGAGGAAGAAGAUUCGAGAUUACUUUUCCAGUGUCACGAUUGGGCCAUCGAGCCGGGCAGCGCGCACCUUUACUUUCAAAAAUGCACAACUUUUUUCGAACAAGAAAUGCCUGUACGAAUGAAAAUUAUUGAUGAACCUUUACGCGCUUCCAGAAUGAACCUUCUCUUGCAUCCCAUCUAUGAAACGCUAGCAUCCUUGCUGGUGGGUGCUUCUACCUUAUGAAAACCAAACGUAUACGUAGGUACAUCAGAAGUUGUACGUUUCACUGCUUCGUGUGGAGUUUUACCCUCGACCGAAU